AUGGUCAAGCUUACCGAAGUCGAGGACGAGCACUUCUCCGAGAAGCCCCAAGCCACAAAGAACGACGCUCUCUUGGUUUCCGAUGAUGAGGACGACUACUCUGAUACCGACUCCGAGAUCUCCGACGACGAUGACGUUGAGCUCGAGAGCGAGUCUCUCUACGAGCGUAUCGCCGCUCUGAAAGACAUCAUCCCUCCCUCCACCCGUCGCACUGUCUCCAACUCUGUCUCCUCCGUCACAAACCUCACCAAGGCCACCUUUUCAUUCAGCGGAAAGGCCCUCUGGGUUAUCAGCACCAGCGCUUUCCUGCUCGGUGUGCCGUUCGCUCUCGCUUACGCCGAGGAGGAGCAGUACAUCCAGAUGGAGCGUGAGCAGGGAAUGAUUAAGGGAGCCAACGAGAUGCUCACCCCCGGUGUUGAGACCGAGAAGCAGGCCCAACCCACUCUGUAA
Messenger RNA from Penicillium soppii, 450 nucleotides. RefSeq names its product mitochondrial import receptor subunit TOM22. Gene Ontology annotation, cellular component: mitochondrial outer membrane. Bases 1 to 450 code for a protein of 149 amino acids. The record is from RefSeq and is a predicted model, not a curated record. Gene Ontology annotation, biological process: intracellular protein transport. The transcript has 3 exons. NCBI's taxonomy places the organism in Eukaryota, Fungi, Ascomycota, Eurotiomycetes, Eurotiales, Aspergillaceae.